GCAACCUGUAAAUUAAAUGCACGGAAUUGCAGUUGCGAUGCAAAAUCUGCGCUAAAAGGCAAUUCGAAGACUAGUAAUUAAGGCUAUAUGGGAAGGGAUUUAUACGAAACAUCAAAAAAAUUACGUAGAAAACUGUGACGUGUGAAUGUAGUUGCGCCGAGACGCGCCGGUUUUGCUUGAAGGACCAGCUGCAAUUUCUCGGUCGCCAUUUUGAAUGCUAAAUUUAAACCGUGCCUAAUUAUAUGCAUUAAUAAGAGGCAUGCACUUGAGCGACAGUCCGGUCCACUUUCGUUUCUAACGUACUUGGGAAAAGAUGGAAUAGAUUUAGGACAAUUUUCUUUCCCUUUUCUACCAUGGCUAAUCGCUUUAGACAAUUUCGCUUGCUGGUGUGGAAGAACUUUAUCCUUCAGUUCCGCCGGCCCGCUGGAACUGUAUUUGAAAUAAUAUUACCAGUAGUUCUCAUUGGAGUUUUAAUUCUGCCAAAACUGUUCAUAAAGACAGAAGACUUCUGCUUCAGCACUUUUGACUCAUUACCAUUGUCAUCCAAAGAUCUGCCAAGGGCUGUUUUGGAUAGUUUAGUUUCAGAAGAUGACUUGAAAAAGAUAUAUCAACAGCCUGGUAGUUCUCAAAAUGCCAGCAGUGUGAACAUGACUGCACUUACCAUGGCUGCAUUAAAAAGUGUUGAAAACAAUACACAUGUUGCUUAUUACCCACCGUCACCUUCAGUGACAAAGGUCAUGAUGAGGGUAGCAGCAAUGACUGGUUUGAAAGUGAUUUCAAGUAGUCUUUUCCAUAAAGAAAAUUGGUCAUCUGCUGAUGAAAUGGCAAAGGAAGCCUCACAACAUGAUGAGUACUAUGCAGGUACAUAACUACUAACAAUUAUUAUAAUUAAUUUGCUUUUAUUACAGGACUAAAGGGCCAAUAACUUAAACAUCAUUUUAAUUCUGAAACUAUCUUAGCAAAUAUAGAAAUUGUAAGUAGUAACAUUAUGGUAAAUAGUCGUGCAUUUUUGUCAUGAGCCCCUGGCUCGGGAGAUUGGGCAACCACUCCCCACAUUUACGACUCAAAAUGAAUUUACCGUACCUUACCUUAUCAACCAAUCAGAUUGUUCUAUUGCCAGUUCAAUUUUGUGCUGAGGUCAAAUUUGUGAAAAGUGCUUGAGCAAUUGGUCCAUGUACACAAGCUGAUGUGAGAUCAAUUAAUUAUUAUAUUAGCCUGUGAGCAGGCCUGUGCCUCCUUUCUUUCCUUGUGAUGAGGCUGCUUGUAGGCUACAAUAUUAUAGACCUACAAACUUGGAACUAAUGUGUAUACCAUAAUGCAUAAGCUGUCAUAAAGACACUAGUACAUGACAUACAUUUAGGUAUAUAUUACACUUUGUACCAAUGCCACAGAAAAUACUGACAGCCAAUCAGAACGCAGGAAAGUGGUUGAUAUUCCAAUUUGGACAGUAUUAAAUCCUGCCUUCCCAUCAUGCACCAUGCAAAUGUGUUGGCCACUCUAUUUUCUGUCGCGUAGUACAAAAUAGUUAUAAAGGCUGAUGUGUAUGCCAAGAAAACUCAAGUGACAUGUGGAGUAUUCCACAGCAUACCACUCAAAUGUGUUGCAUAAC
Messenger RNA from Orbicella faveolata, 1609 nucleotides. Its product is annotated as phospholipid-transporting ATPase ABCA3-like. Gene Ontology annotation, cellular component: membrane; intracellular membrane-bounded organelle. Lineage: Eukaryota; Metazoa; Cnidaria; Anthozoa; Scleractinia; Merulinidae. Gene Ontology annotation, biological process: transmembrane transport; lipid transport. The record is from RefSeq and is a predicted model, not a curated record. Gene Ontology annotation, molecular function: lipid carrier activity; ATP binding; ABC-type transporter activity.